UUAUGUUGUUUUGAACGGACCGUUGUAAUAUAUAUAUUUUCUAAUGAAAUAUGAGUGACAGUGACAGUGAAAAUAUUGCAAAUAUAAUGGAACGAGACAGUGCAUCGCCUGUAGGUGACCUGUGUGCUUUUUAAAUUGUUAUGGAUGACGGAAGAGAAUUUCUCAUGGUCAUUGUAUACAUUUCACCCAAUCAAAAUAGUCACGAAGGAUCGAUGCUUUUGAAAGAUAAUUUGGAUAAAUUACCAUUACUUUUAGCAGGAGAUUUUAAUGUAAAUUUCGCAAGAGACAAUUCAUUACAAUUAAUUACGUUUCUUCAAGAAAAAUUUAGUUUGCAUAUUAAUAUCGAUCCAAGAGAAGCAACAACCAGAUAUGGAACUGCUAUAGAUGGAGUAUUCACAAGGUACCUUGAUAACGUUAUGUCACGUACUUUUGUUGCUUAUUUCAGUUAUCAUCGUCCAAUUGUUACAUUGAUACCAGCAAUUGUACCAUUAGAAGCAUUAACUGCUACUGUCACAGAAAUAACUGACGAAGCAACAGAUAAUAUUGAUUAGAGUAGUUACAUUAUUACAUUUGUAUAUUUUUGUAUGUCUUUGUAAAUCUUUUAAGUACUUCAUAUGCAAAUAAAAAACAAAAUAGUCUUAUGA
Molecule: messenger RNA, 644 nt
Organism: Sipha flava (yellow sugarcane aphid)
Lineage: Eukaryota; Metazoa; Arthropoda; Insecta; Hemiptera; Aphididae
Exons: 2
Coding region: 141-551 (136 amino acids)
Source: RefSeq, a predicted model, not a curated record